Messenger RNA from Colletotrichum phormii, 1584 nucleotides. Its product is annotated as lactose permease. Gene Ontology annotation, cellular component: membrane. NCBI's taxonomy places the organism in Eukaryota, Fungi, Ascomycota, Sordariomycetes, Glomerellales, Glomerellaceae. Bases 1 to 1584 code for a protein of 527 amino acids. Gene Ontology annotation, biological process: transmembrane transport; carbohydrate transport. The record is from RefSeq and is a predicted model, not a curated record. Gene Ontology annotation, molecular function: carbohydrate:proton symporter activity. The transcript has 7 exons.
AUGGAUAGCGCCAAGGACGGUCCCGUCCUCAAACACUUGGACGAUGCCGACACCGGUGCUGAUACUUAUGCCACGAUCAUGGCAACACAUAAACCUGACCCGAGAGGACCCGGAUACAUCAAGCUGUAUCUCCUUGCGACAGUGUUGUUCUUCUGUUCAACCAUGAAUGGAUAUGAUAGCGCUCUCCUAGGGUCUAUCAACGCGUUACCCAACUACACAGAAUACUUUGGGCUCCCUGUGAAAGGUAACGCGAGUACUGGUAUCGUGUUCGCCAUCUUUCAGGUCGGCCAAAUGUGUGGCGCGCUUUUCAUCUGGAUGGCAGAUUGGUACGGUCGAACCUGGCACAUCUUUUUCGGCUGCUUGGGUGUUUGCAUCGGGGCAAUCAUAACGGCACUCUCGACGAGCCUGCCCAUGUUUAUCGGCGGGCGCUUCAUCUUGUCCUUCUUUGCUACUUGUGCUCACACCUCUGCGCCCCUCUACCUGGUUGAGCUCGCACCUGCUCGGUAUCGUGGCACUGUGGCAGGUCUUUACAACACCUUUUACAACGUGGGCUCGAUUCUGGCAACCUCGGCAGUGUAUGCAUGCCACCGCUAUCUCAGCGAUCGAGGAGAUCUGGACUGGAGAAUACCGCUAUGGCUUCAAAUGGUGUGCCCUGGACUUGUUUGCGUCUUGAUCAAGUUCUUCCCGGAAUCUCCUCGAUGGCUCGUCGCCAAAGACCGACAUGAUGAGGCCAGAAAUAUCAUAGCAACCUAUCAUACCAACGGAGACCCUGAGCACCCUCUCGUGGACCUUCAGAUGAAGGAAAUGAUCAACUCGAUCGAUCCGACCCACGUGCCUUCGUGGAAGGAUCUCUUCGAUUUGAGGGUUCUCGUCGAGAGUCGGUCUAGCAGGUACAGACUUAUGCUCAAUGUCGCAUUCUCUUGGUUUGGACAAUUCAGCGGCAACAAUAUCAUCUCAUACUACCUCCCCAUCAUGCUCUCAGGCGUUGGCAUCACCGAUACGAACACAAAGUUGAUACUCAACAUCAUAUACUCCGUCAUUGGCUGGGUCUUCUCAACUGCAGGCUCUCGUCUCCACGACGUUGUCGGCCGCCGCAAGAUGCUCAUCUCCACCACCGCGGGCAUGACUGUUUGUCUCGCGCUUGUCGCCGGCUGCUCGGCGGGCUACACAGACUAUGGCAAUAAGACGGCGUCCACAGUCAGCGUUGUCUUCAUUUUUGUCUUUGGUGCCAUCUUCGCCACGGGGUUCACGCCGAUGCAGCCGAUCUACCCGGCUGAGGUCGUCAGCAAUAAGAUGCGCGCCAAGGCAAUGGGGACAUUCAAGCUGACGGCUGGCGCGGCGGGCUUCCUCAAUACGUUUGUUGGGCCAAUUGCUCUCUCGAAUAUUGGCUAUUGGUUUUAUGUCUUCUUUGUGGCCUGGGACAGUUUCGAAAUGCUGUUCAUGUAUUUCUUCUUCGUCGAGACAAAGGGGUUCACACUAGAGGAGCUCGAUGAAGUAUUCGAGGCAGAGAACCCUCGUAAGGCUUCGGUAAAGGCAAAAAAGAGACAGCAGGAGAUCAUGAGGGCCGGUUCAGUCACUGAAUGA